This is a messenger RNA of Acipenser ruthenus (sterlet), 3972 nucleotides long. RefSeq names its product steroid 17-alpha-hydroxylase/17,20 lyase-like. NCBI's taxonomy places the organism in Eukaryota, Metazoa, Chordata, Actinopteri, Acipenseriformes, Acipenseridae. Bases 2288 to 3808 code for a protein of 506 amino acids. Gene Ontology annotation, molecular function: steroid 17-alpha-monooxygenase activity; heme binding; iron ion binding. The record is from RefSeq and is a predicted model, not a curated record. The transcript has 8 exons. Gene Ontology annotation, biological process: hormone biosynthetic process; progesterone metabolic process.
CCCCUAGAAAGCUUGACAGUUGCAGCGAAUAUGCUUGGAUGGUGUUCAGGAACAAGAACAAAGAAAUGAACUGGGGUGCUCCGUUAGCUAAGGCGACUGAACAGAACCCCUAGUUGCUGUGCUUAUAAUAUGCUUUAAUUAACUCCUUGACACACCUUAAUACUCCUACCUUCAAUUAGACUUACCACCUUUAUCAACACCUGCAAACCGUUAAGAAUUAGUUUACUGCACUAUUCAAGCAGAACCGUCACUAAACAUAUUUAGUAGUAUGAACAGAAAAUGAAGUUUAAAAUAAAACAUAAAAUAUCUAAAUUAGUUGCUUUGAAAGAGUGCCCAAUUCACCAUGCAGGCAAUACUGCUGUAUUAUUAGGCAGCUUCUAAAACUAAACUCUUGCAUACAUUUGCCAUCCUAUCACUAUCAAUUUUUUUUAAGCAGGCGUUGGCUGAAUAGUAAUCAACACUUAACUAUCUUUUGGUCCUUUCAGAAUAAAUAAACAAAUAUUUUAAAUAAUUUGACUCUGUGUUGUACUGCACGAUCAGUGUUCAAUUAUUCCUUUAAGUGCUUCCCUGCUAGUUUUAAACCGUUAUAAUUAUUUCUCUGAAAAUGUCCCUUUGCACUUCAGAAAAAGGAUCUAAGAGGGAGAUAAGGCAGUAAUGAGAAGUGUUUGGAUGGUGCCCAAAACAAGGAUUAGAUUUACAAAAUAAGUGCUAACAAAUCGAUAGCUAAACUAUUUGGCACUUAUACCAAACUGUUGGUUGACAAAAGCGCUGUGCACUGCGGUAGGCUGUGUUGAUACUUGUUUAUACAAGCUCACCAAGAGAAAGGCCUUGUUGUUGAAAUAGAUUCAUCGCCGUCAGCAUCCAGACAGUUCAGGGAAACAAUUACAAAGGAGAAUUGAAUGCUUGGUUACAUAGCCAAAAGUGUAGAGUUCAAAUCCAAGGAGGUUACAGUGAGGUUGUUAAUGCACUGAUGAGACACACCUAGAGCUCUGUGUCCAAUUCUGGUCACCACAGUACCAAAGGGACAUUGUGGUCCUGAAGUGGGUCUAACAAUGAGCAACCAGACUUAAAGGAUCCCAGGGCUUAAAGGAAUUAGCUAUGAAGAUAGGCUGAAAGAACUGAAUCUAGAACAAUGAAGAAUUAGGGGACACACGAUUGAAGUCUUCAAAAUCUUAAAAGGAGUUGACAUAGUUAACCAAAAUCAAUACUUUAAGCGCAGUAUAGAAACCAGUACCAGAUAACACAGUUGGAAAUUAAGUGAAGUUAGACUUAGGACAGAGGAAAGGAGACAGGUCUUCAUGCAGAGAGUGGUGAUGGUAUGGAAUGGGUUACCUAUUCAUGUUGUCGAGGCAGAAUCACUUGGAUCCUUUAAGACCCAACUUGAGAAGGUUUUAAGAUCAAUCAGCUAAAUGGGCUGAUUGGCCUCCACUCAUUCAUACAUUUUCUUAAUGUCUAUGUCCUGGAGGAGGAAAAUAGAAACCCAAAGGACCUUAUAUUGAUAUUGAUACUGACCGAAAGGGAAUUCCACAAAUGACUAGUGCUGAUGUCUUCUGGUCAACUAGUGGUUUGCUGGUUUUCAGCUGGUGGUGCUGGUUCAGUAAACUUAGUGUUGGCUGAGGAGCUGAUAAACCUGGUCCAAAAAAAAAAACCUGGUCUAUUAAAAAUCCAUUUACAGUAAAAUUCUAAAGUCAAUAGUUUUUUGUCUAUUCUCCUAAGUUAAUUGAAUGCUGUAACCUUGUCUGUUCAAACAAGCACAUUUUACUGACAGCAACAAGAGGGAGACUUGUGUUGCCCGAGUGUUUCUUAUGUGACCAUGCUGGUCAACAUGAUGUCAACAACCCGACGACAAGCCAGCAACGAUCCCCACAGGGAGCUGGUAAGAUGCCAUUCAAUAUUUGUUCCAGUUUCCACCUCAUAAUUGGUCACCAGCUCCCCAGCAGUUGCUGGAAUUUUUUUACAGGGACACACAACAUAUAAUUAAUUUAAUUAAGGGGCUUGCAAGUAAAUUGAUUGUUAUUCAUUUUUUGUAGCACUGUAGCAUUUUGCUAAUACAAAUCCAUCUCAUAGUGUUUAAGUAAUGAUAACGAAGAGCCCAAUAAAUUAGCAGUCCCUGUGCCAUGUGUAGAUUUAUUCCAUUCAUCCCAUCUCCUCAAGGCUCUAUGAUGUCACAGAGGCAAAGUCAAACAAGAUAAAACCUUCCCUUGCAGGACAGUUUCUCAUUAUCGGUCUAUCCCUGGAGUAUCUCUCUGUGUGCCUGAUUUAGGUUGUGCUGUGAAGUCUUGUGACAAUGGUGUUUUCCUUGGCUGGCAUCUCGCUGGCAUCUGUAGUGGCUGCCUUGGUCAUCUUCAAGCUCCUGAAGAGUGUGGUGGGCCCGUCACCAACCACACUGCCCUGUCUGCCUUCCUUUCCCAUCGUGGGCAGCCUGCUCAGCCUGGGAGGCACCACCCCUCCCCACCUUCUCUUCACCAGGCUGGGGUGCAAGUAUGGGGGCCUCUUUGGUCUGUACUUGGGGCCCCACUAUACUGUGGUGAUCAACAAUUUCAAACACGCCAAGGAGAUCCUGCUGCGCAAAGGGAAGGUGUUCGCUGGGAGACCCCAUAUGGUGACAACAGCUCUGCUGAGCAGGGAUGGGAAAGACAUUGCAUUCGCUGACUACAGUCCGCUCUGGAAGUUCCACCGCAAGUUGGUACACUCUGCAUUCACUAUGUUUGGAGAGGGCACCAGCAAACUUGAGACCAUCGUUUGUCAGGAAGCCUCCAGCCUGUGCUCCUUUUUGAUGGAUAAUCUUGAAACCCCGCUGGACCCGGGACUAGGCCUGUCCCAAGCCGUCACCAACGUGGUGUGCGCCCUCGUCUUCAACUCCAAAUACCAGCCGGGGGACAGCGAGCUCCAGAGCGUGAUGGACUACACCAGCGGCAUUGUGGAAACCAUCGCCAGAGGAAGCCUAGUGGACAUUUUCCCGUGGCUUAAGGUGUUUCCUAAUAAAGACUUAAAGAAACUGAACAAAUGCAUUCAAGUGCGAGAUGAGUUGUUAACACAGAAACUGGAGGAACACAAGGCUACUUACUGUAUGUCUGAGACACGGGACCUGAUGGACGCCCUGCUCACAGCCCAGCGUGGCCCCAUGGAGAGCCGAGGCCUGGAGGAGACUAGUUUCAGUGAUGAUCACGUUCUGAUGAUUGCAGCUGAUGCCUUCGGUGCUGGAGUGGAAACCACGGCAACCACUCUCAAGUGGAUGAUAGCCUUCUUGCUUCAUCACCCUGAGGUUCAAAAAAAGAUCCAGCAAGAAAUUGAUGAACAGAUCGGAUGGAAUCGCCACCCAGGUCUGUCAGACCGGAGGCUGCUGCCGUACUUGGAGUGCACACUGAACGAGGUACUGAGAAUAAGGCCGGUAGCCCCUCUGCUUAUCCCUCAUGUGGCCUUGGAAAAUACCAGUAUCGGAGAACAUGUCAUUCCUAAAGGUACACGUGUGGUUGUGAACAUGUGGUCCAUUCACCACGACCCCCGGGAGUGGGAGGAUCCUGACAGCUUUAUUCCGGAGCGUUUUUUGGACAGCAAAGGGCAGCGUUUCUCUCCCCCAGCUUUCAUCCCAUUCGGCGCAGGGCCCCGGGUCUGUAUUGGGGAAUCUCUGGCUAAGCUGGAGCUGUUUCUCUUCACCAGCUGGCUGCUCCAGCAUUUCAGCUUUUUCUGCCCUCCCGGGGCCCCCCUGCCCAACCUUGAGGGGAGAUAUGGGGUAGUCCUGCAGCCACAAAGUUACAGGGUGUGUGUCCGUUCACGUCAUGACUGGAGAACCAAAAACAAGGAAUAAAACACCCACAGUUCAGCAUGCUACUGAAGGGGUGCGCCAAUGGACAUGUCCUUGUAUUGGGCAGAAAUACCUAUAUACAGGUGUAGUCAAAAGUUUACAUACCCCAAUGGAAAUUUUUAAUUUCUAGAAAUUUCUCUAAAACAACGAAUUUUAGGAAAAAUCGU